Mercurialis annua (annual mercury) is the source of this 13012-nucleotide messenger RNA. RefSeq lists its product as uncharacterized. The coding region runs from base 2121 to 3047 and encodes 308 amino acids. Lineage: Eukaryota; Viridiplantae; Streptophyta; Magnoliopsida; Malpighiales; Euphorbiaceae. The transcript has 2 exons. The record is from RefSeq and is a predicted model, not a curated record.
UUGUGCCUGAAUGCGAUGACGAAAAAGGAAAGGAAAUUCCUACGGAAACUGUCACAAAAAUGGGAACUACAAUAAGAGAAUAUAUUCCUGAUGAGCAGAAGACUUUCACAAUUUCGCCAUAUAUUUUGAGAAAUUUACCAGAUAUGAGGAUAAAAAAUAUAGAGACAAUUAUUCGGAGCAUAAAUGAAAUGUUAAAUGGUGGAAAAAGAUACUAUAUUUCAAUGAUGGAUGGAUAUCUAUUCCUAAAUUUAGCUAACGAAUGACAUUCAAGGUAUUUACUAGAAGGUUAUCUUGAAGGAAUCUUUAAAGGAGAUAUACCCAUGACAAAAGCUACAAGACAAAUCUUUGAAAGGACAAAUAAACAAGAGGAAUCUACAACAGGAAAAAGAAAAGAGAUAAACCCUUUAGUGGAGCUAGACCCACUCUGAAGAAGCAGAAAAAUUAUUGAACAAGUUGCAGGCUAAGACCCACUCUGAAGAAGCAGAAAAAUUAUUGAACAAGUUGUAGCAAGAUGUAAGCAAUGACGUAAUUUUGUAAUAAUAGAGGAGGGGUUCAACCUCUAUAAAAACCCAUCAGAACUUAGGAGAAGGACACACGAAAAAUUCUGAGUGCUAUUCUUACUCUUAGAAUCUAACUAUUCCUUUCUCUAAAGCUCUUGUAUUAAAAGUUUUUCAGCAAUAAAAUUUAUGGGAUUCUAAAUUUUCUUUUGUUCUUUCUGAGUAAUCUUAGUAGUUAACUACAUCUUGUUCAAAAAAAGAAGAAGUCUAAAUAGGAAAAAUGAAGAAGAAUGAGUAUUUCCUGAUUCUUUAAUUUCCUUAAAAAUCUAAACAUGAAUAAUUUCUUAAUGUCUGCUGGAGUAAUAUUCAGUUGUGUUCCUCCGGAAGCUACUUUGAUACCCAGCCUAUUCAUAUGGAUUAUAAGGGCAGAUGAUGUUAUAGAAGGAUGGAGCGACAAUUCAGCCUAGAACGUCACCAGUCUAAAGGUGAACUGAUAGUAGAAAUCGUUACUAUCAGGAAUAGACAUUAACAAAGGAAGCGCGUUGGACCCUCAAGAAAUCUAAGGCUCGUUUUGCCCGGCCACGACUUCAGGAGGUAGAACACAUUUAGGCACCUCAUCUGGAGUAACCACUCAGUACCCGUGUUGAAUGCCUUUCUUAGGAACCAUCCCACCAACUUCAUACUACACACCUACGAACCAAACAUCCUAAUUUUUUUUAUCUAAGACCAGGUGUAGCCUCCAUCAACCUUACAUUCACCCCAGUCAACACAUCCACACCUAUGACGACACCGAUCACAGAAAACCAAAAUCCUACCCCAACACAAAUACAAGAGUAUAUCGAGUUCCACGCUCGACAGUUAGCUUUCCUUCAGCAAGUGCAACAAGGCCAUACUCGGUCACCAGCUCCCACCACCUCUCGAGGCAAUAUCACCACCCCUCCAUAUGUGCCAGCACCACUGCCUCACCCCCCCCCCCAGAAUUUUACCAAGGGCAAACAACACCCGCGGAAGCCAACCCCGAGAAAAAUCAGAAAGAGCAGCAAAACCAAAGGGACGAGCAUAUGAACCCAACUGGAAACAGAACUCCUGAAGGACCGAGAAAGACCCCGAAACGAGUAGAAAUUGAAGUAAGUGUGGACAGCUCAGGUACAGACUCGGUAAAGAAAAAGAAUCUAGAGCAGGAAAUCACAGAAAGGGUGAGAACCGAGAUGGAAAAAUUCAGAAGAAGGGAACCGAAGAGCACAAGUUUCCUUAACAUUUGAAACCCGUUGUCGGCCGAGAUUCGAGACGAACCCUUCCCUUUGAACUACAAUACACCACAGCUAGAUUAUUACAAUGGAACAUGAGACCCGAUCACCCACUUGAGUUGUUUCCAGGUGGCCAUGAUGGUGCAAAGCUUAUCUGAUGCCGUCUGUAAACUGUUUCCAACAACUCUAAAAGGACCGGCAGCAAUCUGGUACCAAAGUCUGAAAGAAGGCUCUAUCCAGAGUUUCGACGAGCUAGCGAUAGCUUUCCGAACUUCGCUAUCAAAAACCUGGGGAAAGCUUGCAAAGCUUUAUCGGCAGAUUCAACGCCGAAGCUGUCGAAGUAGAAAAUUUAAAUGAUUAUACCGUGAUAGACGCUAUGAAGGAUAACGCUACAAUGAUGGCGUUCCAGGACAACCUGAUAACAAACCCGGUACAAAAUUACUCCCAGCUCAUGGAUCGAGCCUGGAAUUACAUCAACUUGGAUGAAGAACAACGAAGAAAACCCGCACAAACAACGGCGCAACCCCAGAUGGCAAGACCGACCUUCAAUCAGACUGCCAGGCAGAACAGGUUCAGGCCAAGAGAACAGCGACAACCCCUACCUCCUCGGAUGGAACCACACCGGCCGGUAAAGAUAGAAGACCAAGUCUUCAUCCCACUCAACACGCCGAUAUUGCACAUCCUAAUGUGGAUUCAAAAGAACAACGAGCCGGUAAGAUACCCACCAAAGUUACAAUAUGAGGGGGACAGAAAGAAAUAUUGCCAAUUCCAUGACGGUCACGGCCACGUCACCGAUGAGUGUGGAAGUCUCAAGAAAGAAAUAGAUCGAUUGGUGCAAGUCGGUCGCUUAAAAGACUUCGUGGCACAAAGCAAAAGUUAUAACCCAGGAGGGAACACCCGGGGAGAGCAUAGCGGGAAGAGAGAUGAGGCCCCACCUCCUAAAAGACUAAAUGUAUCAGGAGUAAUUAACACAAUAGCAGGGGGAAUGGCUGAUCCGGAAUACAGACGAGGCAGGCGAAAAAGGAAAAAAAUGCUGAUGAACAUAUCGAUAGCUAAACCCCUACCGGAUGUCAGUUUUGGGCCAGCCGAUGGCGAAGGAGUAGACUUUCCACACCAGGACCCGCUAAUCUCGGGACUAAUAGAAAAGUUUUGGGUAAUGAGACAGCUAAUAGAUGAAGGAAGCUCGAUAAAUCUCAUUACGAAGGAAGCAUACCUCGGAAUUGGAUGCUCAAUAUUAAACCUCAAACCGAUCAGAACACCCCUCGUCGGCCUAGGGGAGCACCGGUCCGGGCAGAAGGAGUAGCGGAGUUAACGGUCGAACCGGGAAAGGAGACUGAAACACCAGAAGGAGGUUUAAUCGGCAUCACCAAGAUAUUUAAAUCACUGUUCAUAGUGGUAGAUAUGCCACUGGCCUACAAUGUAAUCCUCGGUAGACAAUUGCUAUUCAAUACCGGAGCCGUCACAUGCAUAAAAUACUUAUCAAUGAAAAUUCCUACCGUGGAUGGCGUGGUAACUAUCAAAGGGAGGCAAGACAUAGCCAAGCAAUGCUACUUUGUUUCCAUGAAAGGCGUAUCAGAGACCCUGGCCAUUGAAACAAUGGAGAUACCUAACUCGGAUGAGGGCAAACUCGAACCACACGGAAAGCUAGAAAAAGUUAAUCUAACUGGAGUAAUCACGAGACCGGUCAAAAUAGGCGCUGAGUUACCCAAGCAAAUAAAACAAGAGAUAACUGACAUGCUAUCCAGGAACGAAGUAGAAUUUGUCAACUUCCAAGGCAAAAUAGAAGGUGUAGACCGAGCAAUCAUUUCACAUAAGCCGAAUGUGGAUCCAAAAUACAAGCUGGUCAAACAGAAGAAAAGAGCUUUCGCAGUGGAUAGACAAAUCGCAAUUAGAACCGAGGUGGACAAGCUAUUGGCAGCUGGUUUCAUCAGAAUAGUGGACUACCCGGAGUGGUUAUCAAACGUCGUGCUCAUAAAGAAACCGAACGGAAAGUGGAGACUAUGCAUAGAUUUCACAGAUCUAAACCGGGCAUGCCCCAAAGAUAGCUAUCCUCUACCGAACAUUGAUCUGCUAGUCGACUAAACAAGCGGCUACGAAGUCUACUCGUUCAUAGAUGCGGCCCAAGGGUAGCACCAGAUACCAAUGCACAAGGACGAUGAAGAGAAAACGAGCUUUGUAACCGACAAUGGCACAUACUGGGAGUGAUUGCUCUGAAACCCGUAGCAAGCCUAAAAACCUUUAUAAAUAUUUUGCAUUUCAAAAACAUAAAAAGGUUUAUAACUUCAUCCAAAAGUACUUUAAAACCUUUACUGAAAACACAAUUAUAGACUGUGAUUGUAUCUCCAGACUUCAUGGCAUAAUUGUCAAUUCACAUAACACAUUAAGCCUAUCUGAAUACAAUACCAACAAUAAUUCGCAAAUCAAGACCAUAUAUUACAUAUGAUCUGUUUUCAGAAAAUACUGUUAAAACCUAUCAAGACCCGAAAUCUCGAAUCGAGACCGGCUCUAGGGAAUGGGAGUGGUAGCUCCGAAACCCGUAGCACGCCUAAACCACUCUAAACGUUUCACGAUUUAAUCAAAUAAGCAAUCAUGCAAAACAAUUUCAGAAAAGCUUUUAAAACAAUUCAUUUAUAAACAUCUAAUCACAUUCCGAAAACUAUACAUAGAAACUAGGGUCUUGCAGUGUGAUGCCACAUCAAGCAUUGCCCCGUUUUGCACAUCAAACACAAACGGUUUAAGAACGGAUAAAACUAUUCAAGUUUAUAAAAUAUUAGAGUAUAGAUAAUAAGUAAAACCAUUUGACCAUAUAAAAACUAGGACUAGACUACUGUAGCGCUAUUGAUCGAAACCUUCUUUUUACAUACUUCAAAAGACAAACUUCUGAAGCAAGGAUAGAAGUCUGUCGCGUCAAAAGACUAUUUACCUGAAAGUGGUUAAAACAACAGGGUCAGUCAAAACUGAGUGAGUUCAUAGUUUACAAGUUAGUAUUCUAUAAAUCAAAACAAUGAUACAAUUCAUUCAUGUAUAUGCAUCUGAAUAUAACUUUCGAUUGAAACCCUAAUCUUCGAUUCAUUGAGUCUUCUUUGCGAUCAAAAUGAUUAACUUAAUCCUGAUGGUAGGUUCCGGGAUAGUUCAACCGAGUGACUCAUUAGAUACAGGUCACAGGAUAGUUCCACCGAGCUAACCUUGUAUCUAAACCCGAUAGAGACGUCUUCAAAAACAAAUGAAGAAGCAAAUAGCUCAAAUUUAACUGGUGAUCACGUAGUUCCUAUUGCCGCCCAAUAGGAAAGCAUGUUUCAUCGGAUCUAUACUGGUUUCAAGAUACCGAUGCAUGUAUUUCAUUCAAAGCAUUUUUGAUAAUAAAUCAUGCUAUGCAAUUCAUAUAUAAAAAAUUUGCAUUUAGAAAGAAAUGCAUUAUCAAUACAUCAAAUGUAAAUACAUAUAAACUCACUGUUUGCUAUUCCAAAAACUUUAAUCACACGACACCCUCAAGCUCCUUGUCCGGUAGCUGGUUGCCUCGCCGAAUCUAGGAAACAAACAGACAUAACUCGAGUAAGAAUUCAACUCUAAGGACAUUCUAGACUCGAGAUAUACAUAUACACGUAACUCGUCUAGUUCUAAUCGCGUCUAAUCUCAAUUCGUUCCAUCUAACUCUAUGCGGCUUUAGGUUUACAACUUAUACCUUAAACCUAAGCGUCUAAAUUUCAUGUUUUCAGAGUCCGUUAACUUCAAACAACUCAAAACACCAAGCAUUGAACUUCGGAACAUAAAAACGAGUCACAAAUGACCGAAAAAUGGCUCGAAAUUGGUUCUGGCACGACGUGAGAACCUUCCUCAUGUCGUGAGGGCUACCUCACAUCGUGAGGACUCUCCUCACGUCGUGACGAACCAUCCUCACGUCGUGAGGGCACACUCUCACAUCGUGAGAGUUGCUCUCACAUCGUGAGAGAUGUUCUCACUUCGUGAGAAACAUGAAAACAGCCCCGGCUCCGAUUUCAACGUGCUAACGACACUUCCGCACCUACCCAUCAUCAAAACGACACUCCAAACCAUCACAAACAUAGGAAAAACGCUUAAAACUAAUCAAAUACGUAACUUCGAUAUGGUUUCGUAGAAACUCUGACUAUUCUAUCAAAAAAACCCAUCAAAUUAAACCAAACAAACCUUAAAAUGAUUAGGCACCUUUAUAGUCCUUCGAUUUAUGAUCGUUUUGCAGCGAAAACCGUCAAAUUCAGACGAGAAAUGGUAAACCUAGGUGAUGGCGAAUUUGAUCGUGAAAAUGGUGAGAAACGAAGUCUAUAUCUUCAUUUUUAAAUGAAGCAGCUCAAACUCGUACUUUAACUCAAUUUCUUAAUUAACAUCCGCGUCCAAUCUUAAAACAGUCUCAGAAUUACACAAAAUUUUACCGAUAAAUUCUUAAAAAAACAAUUCGGACAACGGCGUAAAAAUUAUUAGCUCGGGACCUAUCUUUUAUUUUAUAAUAAUUUUCUUAGAUUUUCCUUAGUCCCGCUAAUACCCACUCUAUCGAAUAAUAAUUACUAAUAAAAAUUAUUAUUCUACGAUCAAUAUUAUAAACUUAUUCUGACUAUAAUUGUUAACUCUAUUUCCAUUUCCGACCUACUUGACCUAAAUUUCAUGAUUCAAGACACGUGGCACAAUUUAAUGCCUUACCAAUUUAUCGAUUAUUACAUUCACCCCUCCUAAAUUCGUCCUCGAAUUUAAAUUUUAGCCACGUACCGGGGAUAAACAGAUGCGGAUAUUUUUGUCGCAUAUCUUCCUCCGUUUCCCACAUACAGUCAUCAACAAAAUGGUUUCUUCAAAGAACUUUCACCAUUGGAAAAUCUUUGGUCCGAAGCUUCCGUAUUUGCAUAUCGAUAACCUCCACUGGUUCUUCUUCGUAUAAUAACUCUUCGUUCACUUCCACUGUUUGCAGUUGAAUCACACGCGAGGGAUCUGACACAUAUUUCUGAAGCAUGAAGAUAUGAAACACAGGAUGAACCUGUGACAUAUCUGGUGGCAAAUCCAGCUUGUAAGCGACCUUUCUGAUACGUUCCAUAAUCUGGUAUGGACCCACAUACCUUGGAGAUAACUUUCCUUUCUUUCCAAAACGAACUACACCUUUCAUAGGUGAUACCUUGAGAAAAACAUAAUAUAUCUUUUCUCUUUGGGUCUGCAUAACUUUUCUGUCGGCUGAAGGCGAUGUUUAAACGUUGUCUAAUCCGGGGUAUGUUCUCUGAGGUACUCUGAACAAUCUCUGCUCCCGUCAAUUUUCUUUCUCCGACCUCAUCCGAAUAGAUAGGGGAUCUACACUUGCAUCCAUAUAGGGCCUCAUAAGGAGUCAUCUCAAUGCUCGAGUGAUAACUAUUGUUAUAUGAGAACUCCACCAACGGUAAGUAUGUAUCCCAACUUCCUCCAAAAUCCAAAACACACAAAUGAAGCAUAUCUUCUAGAGUUUGAAUUGUCCUUUCAGACUGACCAUCUGUCUGAGGAUGAAAAGCAGUGAUGAAGUCUAACUGCGUUCCCAAUGCUUCUUGCGAAAUUUUCUAGAAAUGAGAGGUACAAACUGAACCUCUAUCAGAUAAAAUUGAUAAAGUAACUCCAUGUAAACUGACAAUCAUGUCAAUAUACACCUAUGCCAAUUUCGCUGCUGAAUAUGAUAGAAUAAAGUGUGCUGACUUUGUCAGACGAUCCAUAAUCACCCAUAUAGAAUCAAAACCUUUUUGUGUCCUUGUUAAUCCAACUAAAAUAUCCAUGGUGAUCCUUUCCCAUUUCCACUCUUGAAUAGGUAAGGGUUGUAGAAAUCCAUAUGGUCAUUGGUGUUCCAACUUGACUUGUUGACAAGUCGGGCACUUGGCUACGAAUUUCGCGAUGUCCUUCUUCAUUCCAUUCCACCAAUACAUCUCCUUGAUGUCACUAUACAUCUUAGUUUAUCCAGGAUGUAUAUUGUACAUCAAUCCAUGGGUCUCCCCAAAAUCUUCUUUCUCAAAUCAUCCAGAUUUGGCACAUACAAUCUGGUUCCAUGCCUCAAAGUUCCGUUGACAACGCUGGAAUCUUGAUUCUUUCCUUGUUGAACUUCAUCUAUCAGUCGUUUCAGUUGGGGAUCCUCCGCUUGUCAUUCCUUAAAUCGAUCAAUCAACAUUGGUCGAAUACUCAACUGAGCUAACAAACUUCCAAGGUUUGAAACUUCAAACUUAACCCUUGGCUAUACAACUUAUGAAUCUCUUUAGCUAAUGGUCUUUGCCACGUUAUAGUAAUGUGCGCAAGACUGCCUACAGACUUUCUGCUCAAAGCAUCCGCCAACAUAUUGGCCUUACCGGGAUGGUACUGAAUCGUAUAAUCGUAAUCCUUUAGCAACUCUAACCAUAUUCUCUGCCAAAGGUUUUACUCAGGUUGAUCAAAGAUAUACUUCAAACUCUUAUGAUCCGUGAAUAUCUCACAUGUUGCUCCAUAUAAGUAAUGCCUCCAAAUCUUCAAAGCAAAAAUUACUGCUGCUAACUCUAAAUCGUGAGUCGAAUAGUUCACUUCAUUCUUCUUUAGCUGUCGAGAAGCAUAGGCUAUCACUUGACCAUGCUGCAUUAAAACGCAUCCUAAUCCAACUCUUGAAGCAUCACAAUACACUGUGAAUCCUUCUGUUCCUUCGGGUAAUGCUAAUACUGGUGCUGUCGUUAGGCACUCCUUCAGUUUUAGAAAACUGACUUCGCACUUAUCCGUCCAAUCAAACUUAGCAUUCUUUUGAGUUAACUUUGUCAAUGGUGCAGAAAUCCUCAAAAAGUCAUGCACGAACCGUCUUUAGUAUCAUGCUAAACCCAGGAAACUACGGAUCUCCGUAACUUAACUAGGUCUCUCCUACUCGGACACAACUUCAAUCUUCUUUGGGUCGACCAUAAUUCCAUUUUUAGACACCACAUGUCCCAAAAAUGCCACUUCCUUUAGCCGAAAUUCGCACUUGGAAAACUUGGCGUAGAGCUGAUGCUCUGUCAAUACUUGGAGUACUAAUCGCAAAUGAUGCGCGUGCUCUUCCUCCGAACGCGAGUAUAUCAGAAUAUCAUCGAUGAAAACAAUCACAAAUUGAUCUAAAAACGGCUUAAACACUCGAUUCAUCAAGUCCAUGAAAGUCGCUGGUGCAUUGGUCAAUCCAAAUGACAUCACCAGAAACUCGUAGUGUCCAUAAUGAGUCCUAAAAGCAGUUUUUGAAAUAUCAUCAUUUCAAAACUUCAAUUGAUGAUAACCUGACUUAACUCAAUCUUGGAAAAAUACUUUGCUCCAUGCAACUGAUCAAACAAAACAUCAAUUAUUGGUAGGGGAUACUUAUUCUUGAUCGUAACCUUGUUCAACUGACGAUAAUCUAUGCACAACCAUUGCGAUCCAUCUUUCUUCUUAACAAAUAACACUGGUGCACCCCACGGGGGUUCACUAGGUCUUAUAAAUCCACGAUCCAGAAACGUUUCUAGGUGGUCUUUAAGUUCCUUUAGUUUUGCUGGCGCCAUUCGAUAUGAGGGUAUAGAUAUUGGUUUUGCAUCAGGAGCCAACUCGAUACAAAACUCAAUCUCUCGAUCUGGUGGUAAUUCAGGCAAUUAUUCUAGAAAAAUAUCUGGAUACUCAGACACCACUGGUACAUCCUGCACCGCUCCAAUUUUCUUUUGCACAUCCUUUACAAUGGCCAAAAAUCCUUGACAUCCCAUUCUUAGCAUCUGACACGCUUUGAUGGCCGAAAUGAUAUUAAUUCGCAGGCGAUUCCAACUUGUCACCCUGAAUUGAAAUAGGUUCAGCUCUAGGCGGACUAAACGUGACUAUCUUCUUACGGCACUCCACACUGGCAUAGUGCUGGGCUAGCCAAUCCAUUCAUAGUAUAACGUUGAAAGCUAACACUUCUAACAAAAUCAAGUCAGCAAUAAACUCUCGCCCUUGAACACUCACAAGACAAGAAGGAUAAACUAUGCUAUCUCUUAUACUCUCGCCUACUGGGGUAGCUACUGAAAAAGGACGUUCUAAAUAAGCAUAUUGCCUUCGCAACUUAACCGCAAAACUAGGCGAAAUAAAUGAAUGAGUAGCACUUUGAUGAAAUAGAACUAAUGCAUCUUGAGAAGUGAUAAGAAAUGUACCUUGCACAACAGCAUUGGAAGCCUGAGCUUCUUGAGAAUUCAAUGCAAAAACUCUGGCCUGACUCCCACCAGCCUGUGAAGUCUGACCAGUACCACGACCUCCACCAUUUCUUCCUCCUCGAUUUCCAUAACAUCGGCCUCUCUGGCCAGUAAAAGUACUCCCCAUCUGACCAUAACCCGAUGCUUCCUGAUAUGCAGUUCUCUGCUGAUUGUAGGAGGGUUGAGCAAUCGUGGUCAUUGAACUUUAGGAUAUCUGCCUCGGACAAUCUCUAGCAAAGUGACCUUGUUGGCCACAAUUGAAACAUUCUCCCGAGGUAAUAUGGCGUACUCCAUAAUGCCUCUUGUUUCAAGUCUAACAAAGGGGUGGUCCAAAUCCUACACCACCAGUUGUCCUAGCACCAACUCUUGCUCCGGAAGUUCUACCUCGAUUACCAUAUCUGUCUUUCUUACGUUCUCGAUUACGCUGGGGUCUAGGGAAAUUUCCAGCAUAAGACUGCACUGGGGCACUGUCUACCAUAUGCACACUUUCACUCCUAAUCGGCACUUGACCGGAAGGAUUUGGGAGUCUUCCACACUGAAUCAAAGUAGUAUCGAUCUGGCGAGCAGUAUCGAUCAACUGAACCAAAUCCAUGUUCACAUCUGACAUCAGACUCACAAACUCGCGUCCUAAGCCCUUCACAAACCUCGUGUUCACUCUAACAGGGUCCACCAUCAAGGCCGGUACAAAUAUGCUCAAUCUUGUGAAAUUUGUAACAUAUCUUGACUAAUCUAUCUCCUUUGUUCAAAUUCAGCAAUCGAUCACUAUUCAACUCCAUCACUAAAUACGGAAGAUAGAACUCUCUAUACAGAUUGACAAACUCAGCAUAGGUCAUCUGACCCUUAAUCAGCUGAAUCAUAUGUUGAAACCAAUCCUUUGCUGGUCCUUUUAAUGACAUCUCUAUCAAAAUGAUAGACUGCCUCUCAUCAACUUGGAGGCGUCUAGCGUUACGCUCCACUUCUUCCAGAAAAUCCAAUGCAUCUACAGUACCGUCGAACUCAGUUGGCUUAAGGCGCAUGUAAGCCAAAACGAUAUCUCUAUCCGCAUUCCCGACUAAACGCUGCUGCUGUUGUAGAAAUUACUCACGUUGCAUAUUCUGGUUCUCCACUUGAGCUGUUGCCAGAGUCGCAAUUCUAGUUAGAAAUUGGUCCAUAUUGAAUCCUGCGGGAUUCGCUAGUUGAGGCAUUCCUGGUGCCUGUACUGGUUCUUGCACAUUGGUAGCUUGGCCUCUGCCUAUGCCUCGGCCUCUUCCACGGCCUCUACCUCUUCCAGAUGCUCCUACCGGUUGCUGAUGUCCUCCCUGAACAGAAUACUCAUUUUGAGCCUCUUCGGCUACUCCUUGUGCCACUCCUGGUGCCACAGCGGCACGCGCUCUAGUUUGUCUCUAUUCAGCCAUCCUGACCAAACCAAACAACACAUCGAUCAAUAACCAUACCGAAAAUACAUGCUUACUCCUAAGCGCAAACUAAUCAUAUACUCGAACGCAUCUAUUCGCAUCCUAACGAUCACACGCAAAUAACGAACUCACAUCCUAUAAAGGAGAGUUGAAAGUUUAAAAACAAAUGAGGACAUAUCAAUGACAUGACUGAAAUCUUAUAGCUGCAGUAGUUCUUAGUUCAACUUAGUGAACUCGAAAAUCCUAGGAUCACAUAACGUAUACCGCAUACAAGCUAUGGCCUUGGAAACAAAACCAUUACUUGGAUAACAACUUUAUCACUACCCGAAAUCGCUAAUCGAGACCGACACUAAAGAAUGGGAGUGUUAGCUCCGAACCCUGUAGCAAGCCUAAAACAACUCUAAAAUUUUCGCGAUUUAAUCAAAUAAGCAUUCAUGCAAAACGUUUUCAAAAAUGCUUUUAAAACGAUUCGAUUAUAAACAUCUAAUCAUAUUUUGAAAACUAUACAUAGAAACUAGAGUCUUACAAUGCAAUGCCACAUCAAGCAUUUCCCCGUUUCGCAUAUCAAAAGAAAACGGUUUAACCGCUGAUAAAACUAUUCAAGUUUACAAAAUAUUAGAGUAUAUAUAAUAUAUAAAAAUGUUUGACCAUAUAACAACUAGGACUAGACUAUUGCAGCGUUAUCGAUCGAAACCUUCUUUUACAUACUUCAAAACACAGACUUUUGAGACAAGGAUAGAAGUCCGUCGCAUUAAAAGACUAUUUACCUGAAAGUGAUUAAAACAACGGGGUCAAUCAAAACUGAGUGAGUUCAUAGUUUACAAGUCAGUAUUCAAUAAAACAAAACAAUGCUACAAUUCAUUCAUUGAUAUGCAUCCGAAUAUGUCACGACCCAUUUUCAUGAAUCGUGACCGGCGCUAGGGCAUGGGUAAUGUAGUACCAACACCCGUAGCUAGCCUUUCUUAUAUCAUACAAUUCAAUUAAACCUGCAGAAAACCAAUGCUCGGGGGCAACCGAGACUUCAGCCUAAUUCUAACAUGCUUAUCCAUUCUGAGUCUAAAAUAGCCAUAACAUAAACCAAUGUAAAUAAUGUAACAUACCAAAGCAAUAUAACUAGUCGGACAAAUCCGACAAACAACUGUAAUAAUAAUAAAGACGUCUAGUUACUAUUGCGGUCUAAGGAUAAAAUAGUUUUACAGUUUAUCAAAAUAAUAAACCUCCGAGAAAAGUAAAGAACGGAGAUCAGCGGACUCUCUCAAAUCAUAACCCUGGGAAAAAUUGGGAAAAUAACGGGGUCAGAUAUACUGAGAUGAGUUUAUACCACUAUUUAUAUUUAUCAAGUGGAAAACCUUUAAAACUGUUUAAAACAUUUAAUAACGAUAUUACGAUUAAUAGUUGGAACCCUAAUCCACAAUUCUAAAUAAUAAACAUAAUCCAAUAGGCCUAGUCCCGAGAGCUGAGCUAGACCGAGUUACCACUGACCACACUUUUACCAUAUCCAGAUUCCCGAGAGCUGUGAUACAUCGAGUUACUCUAUUUGGUCCCGAGAGCUAUGCUCACACCGAGUUACCACAUUUCCAUAAAUACCUUACCCAUAUCAUUACCGGUGCGCACGAAGUCCUAAUGAUGCCCAUUAGGUAGCAUGUUCCAACUAAUAACCAUAAUAUAAAAACAGUUCGAAAUAUAUGUACAGUAUAUAUAUUUAAUAUUUAAAAUAACAAUUUACUUAAUAA